Ilyonectria robusta is the source of this 3492-nucleotide messenger RNA. Its product is annotated as timeless protein-domain-containing protein. Gene Ontology annotation, cellular component: replication fork protection complex. Gene Ontology annotation, molecular function: DNA binding. The coding region runs from base 1 to 3492 and encodes 1163 amino acids. NCBI's taxonomy places the organism in Eukaryota, Fungi, Ascomycota, Sordariomycetes, Hypocreales, Nectriaceae. The transcript is spliced from 3 exons. Gene Ontology annotation, biological process: replication fork arrest; DNA replication checkpoint signaling; DNA repair. The record is from RefSeq and is a predicted model, not a curated record.
AUGGAUCUAGGCGAUGGCACCACGGACAUUGUCCAUCCGGAAGUCCGAGCCCACAUCAACAGUCUUGUCUCUGCCCUUGGUGGCAUUGGCGCCGACGACGACGGCCGAUAUCGACUCGGAGACGACGCCCUCGAGGUUCUGCGCGACAUCAAACGAUGGAUCCGAUUCUACGACGAAAAGACGAACCGCAUGGACGUUGCGCGAUGCAUCUUCGAGGCGAACCUGAUCGAGGGCGACUUGCUCCCCAUUCUUGCGACUUGGCCCGAGAACGCCAUGGACAACAAGUUCAAGUCCAAGAUAGCCCUGGCCUGCUUCGAGGUCAUGACCCCUUUGACAUGGCCCAUGGAGAAGGACCGGGAACGCAUGACGGUGAAUCAUCACCGCCAUAUCCCCGUCCUUGAGUUGACUCAGGUGGGAUACAAACGAGCCAUCAUCAACUUCGACGGAGCCCGCAUUCUUCACACAGCUGUCCGAUUGGCCCUGCCUUCCAUGGCCGUUCCGAUCGGCGACCGAACCCCUCGAGACCAGGGCAUCAUCAAGCUGGUGCUCUUCUUCCUGCGAAACAUGGCCAUGAUCGAACCACCUCCCAACGUCAGAUACGACGGCGACGAGUCGCAAAUCUCGAGAUCCGCCACCAUCGACGCCUUCUCCUACCAAGACAUCUUCCUCGUACUUCUCACACUCGCGUCGAACAUGGGCGAAGAUUUCAGGACCGAAGACACCACCGUUAUGGAAAUUAUCUACCACCUAGUCAAGCAAGUCAACGCCGAGAAGCUCUUCAUGAACGAGCAGCAAUUAAGCAAGGCUAGGGCUGGAGAGCUCUCUGCCAUGAUGGACAAGGAAUCAUCAAUGCUCAAGGCCGUCAAUCGCAAGGGGCCCACCCGACACAAUCGGUUUGGCACAAUGAUUUGGGUGAAGCGCGAAGACGGCAAGAUGUCAUCACUUUCGGGGCAGGAUGCUCUCGCCGAUGCCGCCACACGAAACCAGAAGAUUGACAGUGUCAAGACCUUCCGACCCCCUCGCAGGGCUCGAAAGGCCGACAAGGACGAGCAGGAUAUUGGACUUCCGACUAAGCUCAAUUCGAGGGCAAAUGACCAACUGGCUUCUUUUGUCGAAGAAUUUCUCGAUUCCGGCUUCAACCCUCUUUUCCUGCAUAUCCGGAAAACAAUCGACCGAGAAGCGCCUCAUGUGAUGCAGUAUCAUCGUCGGCAAUUCUUCUACUUGGUGGCAUGGUUCCUGGAUGCCGAACGCAUGAGACGCAAGUCCAAGAAGAAAUCAGGUAACAAGAGCACCGACGAGGUCAGCAGCUUCAACCUUGUGGCUGCUGUCCUAAACCAGGAGAUGUUCAUCACGCUGAACAAGGCUCUACACGAGUCCUACGAAUACAAGGACUGGAAUGAGUUAACUGCAGUGAUGCGUUGCUUCACUCAGAUUCUCCUUACCGUCCAAGAGAUGGCCGAGUCUGGCAAUGACGAAGACGAGGAGAUUGCCGAGAACGUACUCAGCCGUCUCUUUUACGAAGAAGCUACCCAUGACAUCAUUGCCAACAUCAUUAGAACAUACAAGGACCAGGGGUUCAACUAUCUUGAUGCUUCCACAGAGUUGGUCCACCACUUCCUUCGCAUAUUGGAGGCCUAUUCAAAACAGAACGCAGACAUGCAAGUCCGCUCGCGGAAGCGGACACGCCGGAAGAAGAAGGCUGAUCAGCAGGAUUCCGGAGAAGGCAACAACGACGACGAAAACGAUGGUUCGGAAAUUGACGAGCAAUCGGCUGAGCGCACUACCAAGGAGCGCAAAUUCGACUUUCAUAGAUUUUGCUCGCGGUUCACGCCUCAAGGAGUCGUCGACACGUUCGUCAAGUUUACCAAGUUCUACCACGACAUGAACGAAACACAACUAAAGCGUAUGCAUCGGUACUUCUAUCGUGUCGCCUUCAAACAGGAAAUGAGUGUCAUGCUCUUCCGGGUGGACAUCAUUCACCUCUUUUACAACAUGGUCAAGGGACCCUCAGCCCUAGAAAAGUCUUCUAGCAUGUUCAAGGAGUGGGAAGAAUUGGUUAAGCAGAUCCUGCGCAGAUGUUUUAAGAAAAUCGAGCAGCGGCCAGAACUCAUCGUCGAGAUGCUUUUCAGCAAGCUACAGAGCACCGCGUUCUUCUUGGAAUAUGGUUACGAGAGGCAGACUGUGUCUACUGCGAGCAAGGCAAAGCCAGGCGCAGAGCUCGUAUUCAAGAAUACUGAAGAGAAGGACCGCCAGAUUGCGAUUGUGGUGGGUGCGCUGUUAGACAAGAACCAGGGAGAUCAUAUCGGCUGGGUGAAACAUAUUCUUGCCGAUGCUGAGAGCGAGCGACGUGCUUGGGCGGCAGCGGAAGAGGCGAUGCCACCGGGCGAACCUCCUCAAGAUGGCGAAGAGGAGCAACCUGUUGAGCGAGAGCCAAAGGCACCUCCCAUGAUCGUUAUCCGUCCCGAUGACAAUGCCCAGCGAACAGCAAUGUUUAAGAAUUCGCAUCUCCGUCUUCUGAUGACGCUCUCCGACUUCAAACUCCUCGGGCCGGCCUCAGAAGAGACCCCAGAGUCACCAUGGAUGAUCUCCAGCGACGUGACUGCAGACGAUCUCAAAGACAGCCUCCACUAUAUCAACCAGGCCGAGUUCAGCCCGCCAACCUUUGAGGAGGGAGUUCUCGCUGAGAACCAGCUCAAGCGCAAGACAACCCCUCGCAAGAAGGCCGUCUUCGACGACGACGAGGAAGGCGAGCCAGACGAUGGCCUGUUCCCUGCGGGCGGUCCUACUGCCCGCAAGGUCAUCGACGAGGAAAAGCGGCCUAAGAAAACGCGCAAGCGACGUCGUCGGGGUAGCGAUGCCGAAGAAAAGGCCCGCAAGCGGCGCGAGAAAGAUGCCAAAAAGAACCGUGGUAUCAAGUCGGCGUUGUUGGUACGCGAGGGUGACGACGAGUUCGACUCGGACGAAGACAGGGUCUUCUACGCCAAGGAACGCGAGAUCAAGGAAAAGGCUGCUGCUGCUGCAAACGCAGCACAUGGUAUCCCCAGGGCAGUCCCUGCGCCAAAGAAGCGCGCCCCAGUGGUUGAUGUCAGCUCCGACGACAACGACGACAGCGACGACAGCCCCAACAACGAAGACAGCCCCAACAACGAAGACAGCGACGACAACGACGACAGCCCCGACAACGACGACAGCGACGACGAUGAUGUAGAUGACGCGCUGGGAUUUGUUCGCAUGGUCAUGGGAAGCCAAGCAACCGUAGACCAGGCGGAGGACACGCCGCUCGACGGAAGCGACGGCAAGGCUAGGAAGCGGCGGCGAGUGAGCGUGGAGGACUCGGAACAGGAGGAGGAUGUCGAGAUGGGCGAUACGAGCAAUGGGCCAGAGCAGGCAUCGGAGUCGGGGGCUGUCGAUGAUGAUGAGGAUGCCGCCCCGGUGGUGAGGCGGCCCAGAGGGCGUGGCCCGUUUAUCAUGGACAGCGAUGAUGAUGAGUAG